This is a messenger RNA of Bolinopsis microptera, 755 nucleotides long. Its product is annotated as guanosine-3',5'-bis(diphosphate) 3'-pyrophosphohydrolase MESH1-like. The record is from RefSeq and is a predicted model, not a curated record. Gene Ontology annotation, molecular function: guanosine-3',5'-bis(diphosphate) 3'-diphosphatase activity. The transcript has a single exon. Bases 2 to 574 code for a protein of 190 amino acids. Lineage: Eukaryota; Metazoa; Ctenophora; Tentaculata; Lobata; Bolinopsidae.
AAUGUCAGUGCAGGUUGCAAGAAUGUCUGGGAUGAAAGAACUUGUCAAGGCAAUAAAUUUUGCAUGUGUAAAGCACACUGAUCAAAGGCGCAAAGAUGCUGCUAAAACUCCAUACAUUAACCACCCUGUUGGUGUGAUGCACAUUCUGUGUGAGGAAGCAGGGAUUACUGAUAUUCCCACACUCAUGGCAGCCGUUCUACAUGACACAGUUGAAGAUACUGACACAUCAACACAAGAAAUACUGGAAGCAUUUGGAGAGGAAGUAGCUGGUAUAGUGAAGGAGGUGACUGAUGACAAGAAUCUACCUAAAGCAGAGCGGAAGAGGUUACAAGUAGUCAAUGCUCCCCAUAAGAGUGAGAAAGCUAAGCUGGUCAAGCUCGCUGAUAAAUUGUACAACCUGAGAGACCUCAGCAAGGAAACACCUCAAGGGUGGACUGAGGAACGAGUUAAGGAUUAUCGACUCUGGGCAAGCAAAGUUUGUACAGGUCUGGUGGGGACUAAUUCAAUGUUGGAGGGUAAUUUACAGGCAGAAUUGGCUUCCCAUGGAGUCAAAUUUCCAUGUCCUGAAAAGUAGGGCAGUUUGAGCACAAUUUGAGGUGUUUUUUCUUCUCAUUACCAUUUUCAUUUCGUCACAUGCAUUGGUAAAGCUAUUCACUGACAUUUUAUUUGAUGUUAUGCUAUUUUACAUGUUACUCUAUUCUAUAAAUCAGAUAUCACAUUGUAUUUAUGGACAUUUUAUAGUGUAUUAUAUUAAC